This is a messenger RNA of Cynoglossus semilaevis (tongue sole), 2941 nucleotides long. It is a transcript of the gene ppm1f, whose product is annotated as protein phosphatase, Mg2+/Mn2+ dependent, 1F. Gene Ontology annotation, cellular component: cytosol; nucleus. The coding region runs from base 212 to 1459 and encodes 415 amino acids. Gene Ontology annotation, molecular function: protein serine/threonine phosphatase activity; cation binding. Gene Ontology annotation, biological process: protein dephosphorylation; negative regulation of protein kinase activity. The transcript is spliced from 8 exons. The record is from RefSeq and is a predicted model, not a curated record. NCBI's taxonomy places the organism in Eukaryota, Metazoa, Chordata, Actinopteri, Pleuronectiformes, Cynoglossidae.
GUCAGACUCAGAGAAUGCAACUCCCAGCCACUCAUAUCCGACCGGAUGCAGAUUUGUGUGUCCCUUGGUGAAGUUUGUUCUACAACAACAGGCUUCUACAUAGAAGAGGCAGGUGCCAAUACGAUACGUGCACAGGAAAGAACCUUCAUCUUAAUUUCAGCCCUGUGACCUCCUGUUAACUUGAGAGCUUGAUUUAGCCAGCACAAGCAGGAUGGAUGAGGAAGCCAGGAGCUUCCUGGAGAAGUUUGUAGAAGAGUUCCCUGCUGCCUUAGGGGAAAACAGUCCACUACCUGUGACACCUCUGAGCCGAAAAGUCACGAUGGAUGAGCUGCCUGGAGAAAGUCUAGAUCUGGGCCUCAGGCUGCUGGCUGUCAGAGGCGCUCCUACGGUUUUCAGCGCCCUCUUGUGUCAGGCAGCGCUCUCCAAACUGCUCCAAGAUGACCUUUCACCUUUCUCCUGCCCACAGGACAAUGAUGGGGAUGAGGAGGAAGAAGGAAAAGUCAUUUUGCUGGAGUCAGGGGCAGUCCAACGUCUUUUCCUCAACAAGCUAAUAGGAGUGGCCCUGUUCUGGCAUCAAAAGGCCCUCCAGCCUCUGUUGUACCAUCCUCAGCUUCGGCCUUGCUCAGUCCAUGCCAUCAAAAAUUCCAGGAGAAAGAUGGAAGACAAACACUUGGCCCUGCCUGAGUUCAACCAGCUUUUUGGGAUCAAGGACGGAGUGGAUCGUGCUUACUAUGCUGUUUUUGACGGACACGGAGGCGUGGAUGCUGCCACCUACACUGUCACCCACCUCCAUGUAGCUCUGAGCAAACAGGAAACACUGCAGAGUGAUGCAGCCACAGCUUUUAAAACUGCCUUUAAACUCACCGAUGAUAUGUUCAGGCUCAAAGCAAAGAGAGAGCGCUUGCGCAGCGGCAGCACAGGUGUGGCUGUGCUGAUUCAGGGUCAGGAGCUGACUGUGUCCUGGCUUGGAGACUCUCAGGCAAUGCUGGUACGGAACGGACAAGAUGUAACACUCAUGGAUCCCCAUAAACCAGAGAGAGAGGAUGAGAAACAGAGAAUCGAGGACCUUGGAGGCUGCAUCACCUUCAUGGGCUGCUGGCGUGUUAAUGGCACAUACGCAGUAUCAAGAGCUAUAGGUGACUUCGAUCAGAAGCCUUACGUGUCUGGAGAUGCAGACUGCACCACAGUCCAGCUCACUGGAGAUGAGGAUUACAUACUACUGGCGUGUGAUGGCUUCUUUGACACAGUGAAACCUUCUGAGGUCCCAGAUCUUGUUCUGCAGGCUCUCCAGCAUCAAGAUGACCCCGAAGGAGGAGAAGCUCCGCAGCAACUUCCUGAGGAGAUCAACGGACUGAAAGUAGCCCAGCAAUUGGUAAGCAUUGCAAAAUCAGCUGGCUCCAGUGACAACAUCACAGUGAUGGUGGUGUUCCUGCGUCCACCCGAGCAGCUGCUGUCUUAGAGCUCAACCAAAGAAAGAGCACACUCUAUUGAGGACCCCAUUUCCCAAGAUGCCACACAGCAGUGAAGGAGGAAACGUGCCAAAGAAACACAAUUUUUGCCAAGUAGCUACCGUGAAGAAGGCCUUGGACUGUGAUUCUCUCAAUAAAAAAAAAAAAACUUACAAGAAACAAAAACCUUCCCCUUCAGCCCUAUCAGAAUGUUUUUUUUUAACAAAGACAAAACAUCUCUGUGUAUUCUUCUUUAAUUAGUUUCUUUUUUAACUUUAUAUCCUCAAGGUCUGCAAUUGUACCUGAUUGUUACAUGUGCUUUUAUUUUUAUAACCACAUCAGACAUUGAAUACAAUUUUAGUUCACCUGACACCUAAUGCACCUGAUUUAUAGUGCGUUUUUACUUUUUACUGUGUGUUAUUAUUAUAUUACUAUUUUUAGUUAUUGUGAAAUAUCUGCAGGGGCUCAGUGCUGAGAUUUUAUGAAAAACAAAAGCAUGUAAUUAUAUAUUUGUGAGGCCAUGUUAUAGUCAACACAUUUACUAUAAAAAACACAGGCUCCAUAUAAGAAGCAGUUCAGCAACACAGCCGUGAUACACUGCACACACAACCAGUGUGGACCAGGUUUAAGGUCAGAAAAGAAUAGAAUCUUGGAGCUUGAAAGACAUUUUGUUCCUCAACUAACAUGACAGACACCUGUGAGCAUCACUGUAUGUUUUUGAGGUUGUUUUUUUUUUUUCAAAUUCAGUAUUAAUGUUGAUCUUGCAAUGACAGCAAAGGGCUUUGUCUCUUGGCAAAAACUUUUCUAUUCAUUUUCAAAAUCCUCACGUAGUACUUUGUGGCACAAAAGCUAUAAUACAGAUGAUGAAAUGGAAAUGGCUGAAGCCACGGCAGAAUACAUAACCAGGCUCUUUUGUUGAACCAACCUCUGAAAAUAUAACUGAAGAAUUUCUACAACCUUACAACAACUUAAAGUGGGGCAUUCAAGGUCUGUUUAAGGCCUAAUAGACUUAAUGGAGAGAGACACUUUGUCUUCACAUGCUCAACAUACGGUUCAGAUCCUGUCAGCUGCCUAUAGACAAAAGUGUUAAGUGUCUCUUCAGGCCUUGUUUAUUUUAAGUGGCGACUGCUUUGAGGAAACCCCGCCACUAAGUCACAAAGAAAGUGUUCCCACCGGAGUCAUUUUAUUUAUUGUGACAUCACAACCGAACCUUUCCGGUCACAUACUGCAUUUUUUGACUCUAAGCUGUUAAAAGUCAUAUUGACCAUCUGUUAAACUGUGCUUUAUGUAUCUAACAGUCCAGGAGCUUGUUAGCCUGAAGUGUGCUGCGUCUUUGACUGGACCACAGUAUUUCUAACCACUAUGUUUUUUGGAAUAAUAUUUUUUAUUUGUCUUUUAUUUUACAAUUUAAACACACCUCGACACUGACAGAAUGACAUCAAACUAUUGAUUUUUUUUAAAUGGUGUAAAUUAAAGUGUGUUGUGUCUCUUUC